Molecule: messenger RNA, 1666 nt
Organism: Salmo salar (Atlantic salmon)
Lineage: Eukaryota; Metazoa; Chordata; Actinopteri; Salmoniformes; Salmonidae
Biological process (GO): regulation of DNA-templated transcription
Molecular function (GO): RNA polymerase II cis-regulatory region sequence-specific DNA binding; DNA-binding transcription factor activity, RNA polymerase II-specific
Source: RefSeq, a predicted model, not a curated record
GGAAGUAAAACGGGGAGCGGGUUUGUUUUGUUUGUGGCAACCAUUCUUUCCGUGUGAAAGAAGCGAAUACUAGCUGAAAAUCCAACUCUGUCGACUGAAAAUGUCUAAAUUACAGUUGUUGCAUGUGUUUUUAAAUGAACGUUUAACGGCGGCUGCUGUGGAGAUUUUCGGAGCAGUUGAGAAAACGGUAGCGGAGUACCAGGAGGAGAAUUAUCGUCUACGGAGACUACUGCGGAUAACACCGGACGUAAAACAAUACUCCUUGCAGCUCUCUCUCGCUGUUUCUGAAGAGAAUGUUCCCCUUGAGCAGGAGUGGAGCCCCAGUCUGGGACAGGAGGACCCAGAGCCCACACAGAUUAAACAGGAACAGGAGGAACUCAGGGCCAGUAAGGAGGAAGAGCAGCUUCAAGGGCAGGAGGCUAAUAUCAUAGAGUUCAAUUUACCUCAUCUUUAUUUGAAAAGUGAUUGUGAUCAGGAAAACCCUCUUCAUUCCUUGACUCUUCCCCAAACCCAGACUGUGGAGAACAGAGACAGUGCCUCUAAACCAGUGGAUCUCACACCUUUUGUCACUGUUACCCACCUGAAGAGUCUUGACAUUCCCUGUGACACUCCAGAUAAUCAAAACAAUGCCUACAGCUCAGCUGUAAGCAGUGACCCAGUAGGACUUGACAGCAGCCCACCAUUGCAUCCCAGCCCACCAUUGGAUUCCAACCCAUCAAUGGGGGAACACUGUUCCAAACCCAGCACCACGUCUAGAAAAACUCACCGCUGCUGUGAUUGUGGUGAAAUGUUUGCUCUGAAAGCUGACCUGCAGGGGCAUGUGACUCUCGCCAAGAAGAGACCCAGUGAAUGCCGCCUCUGCAAAAAACGCUACAACUCCACCUGUAAAUUGAAGGCCCAUGUCAGACUCUGUCACGUGGAGAAACCCUGCACCUGCCCCUUUUGUGGAAAGACCUUCAAACUCAAAGGAGAUCUGUCCAGACAUAUGAGGAUUCACACAGGAGAGAAACCAUUUAGCUGUGGAGACUGUGGUAAGAGUUUCAAUCAGAAGGGACACCUAACAGAACAUAUAAGGACUCACACAGGAGAGAAACCAUUUAGCUGUGGUGACUGUGGGAAAAGCUUCAUUCAGAAGGGGGACCUAAGGAGGCAUGUACUGACUCACACCGGAGAGAAACCAUUUAGCUGUAGAGGCUGUGGGAAAAGCUUCAAUCGGAAGGGGAACCUGAACUUGCACAUACUGACUCACACAGGAGAGAACGUCCACAAAUAAAGAAACAAGUAAAGAAAACAGAAUGAAAAAUCAAAGAGGAAACUAAUUAGGACAAAGACAUCUUGUCUGAAGAUGGACAACACUUUGGAAAAGCAAAGCAACUCUGGAUCAUUCAUUCUCUGGAUUUCAGAUAAAUAGAUGUCAUGAAUUUACUUUUGUAAAAUGUUCUAUGUAAAAAAAAGUUUGAUUUAAUCUAACAGUACAGAGUAGUUUAAAACAAUAACAUGGUCUGCUGUUCAAUGUCUCUUGAUGUAUUCACUUCAUUAUAAACAGGAAAUCCUGGUCGUUUGUUUUAGGAAUGUCUGGAAAAUAGUCUGACAGAUGUUAUUGACAUAAAAAAAAAUGUAUACUCCAAUAAAAUGUGUACUUGCAUUUGUCCAAUAUCAAUUUUCA